Anguilla anguilla (European eel) is the source of this 2844-nucleotide messenger RNA. Its product is annotated as forkhead box protein M1-like. The record is from RefSeq and is a predicted model, not a curated record. The transcript has 9 exons. The coding region runs from base 193 to 2127 and encodes 644 amino acids. Lineage: Eukaryota; Metazoa; Chordata; Actinopteri; Anguilliformes; Anguillidae. Gene Ontology annotation, biological process: G2/M transition of mitotic cell cycle; regulation of DNA-templated transcription. Gene Ontology annotation, molecular function: DNA-binding transcription factor activity; sequence-specific DNA binding.
CCAAAAUUCAAAUCCCCCCAACAAAGUGAAAGGAAAUCGAAAGAAAUAUGAUCAAGAUUCUUGGCUUUGAUUAAUGUUGGACAUUGAUACUAAAAUACUGGGGGACUGAGGGACUGACGAUCAACAGGACAUUUUUCUAAUAUGAAGACUCUGGACCGAGUGCAGGACACCUUAGACUGACGUUUGACCAGGAUGAGACAGAGUCCCAGGAGGCCGCUAAUUCUCAAGAGGAGGAAGCUUCCCUUUCCCGAAAGCGAGACGGAGGCUGCCCGUGAUGUGCCCGACGGUGCCCGGCGCCAGGCCGCGCCACCCGCUCCCGGGGAACGGGGUCUCCCCGACGCGCUCCGCAUCGUGGACCACCCGUCCAUGCCCGACACGCAGGUGGUGGUGGUCCCGCAGAGCGCGGACCUCCAGAGUGUCAUCGACAGCCUCUCCGCCAGGGGCAAGGAGCGCGGUCCCCAGGGGCCCAGCAAGUUCAUCCUGCUGAGCGGCGGGAGCGGAAGCCCGGAGGACUGGCCCGGCUCUCUCGGCCUGUCCUCCUGGGGAGAGGACGGCGACGCAAGGGCUUUCGGGAACCCGCUCACCCUCAACCCAAAGCCAGAGUCGGGGCACAGAACGGACCGCCCCGUGGAAGCCAAGCCCCUGAGCUCAGCGACAUUUCCGAGCAAGGAGCAGGACAGCAGCCCGCUGAAUGACAGCCUGACCAACAUCCAGUGGCUGGGGGGGAUGUGCUCGGACGGCCUGGGGUCGGGCGCCGGGGGGAGAGCUUCCGAAAAGGAGAACCAGGAGCCCUGCGCCCAGCGUCUGCAGCUCUCCCAGCACCUGGACGGGGCACAGAGGCCUCCGUACUCCUACAUGGCCAUGAUCCAGUUCGCCAUCAACAGCAAGCCGGACAGGCGGAUGACCCUGAAGGAGAUCUACACGUGGAUCGAGGACCACUUCCCCUACUUCAGAAACGUGGCCAAGCCAGGGUGGAAAAACUCCAUCCGCCACAACCUGUCCCUGCACGACAUGUUCACCCGGGAGACGUCCCCGGACGGGAAGAUCUCCUUCUGGACCAUCCGUCCCGAGGCCAACCGCUGCCUGACCCUGGAUCAGGUCUACAAGCAGGUGCUGGAUCCAAGUACCCCCCAUUCCACACAGGUCUGUGAGCAACAACAACUAAAGCCAGCUGUUCCCCAAAUCAAGAAAGUGGCCAUUCCAAUCAGCUCGGAGAGGAAGAUGAAGCCCCUUCUUUCUCGUCCCGAGUCCUACCUGGUGCCCAUACAGCUCUCCCUCAGCCCCUCUCUCUUCCUGCCCUCGGUGCAGCUCCCCCUAGCUGCGCCCCCGCAGAACUGCAGCUCGUUGGCGGCCGAGUUCCAGGGAGGGGGAAAAAGGGUCCGCAUCGCCCCCAAGUGUGCCCCGCCCCCUGUGGAGGAAUUUAAGGAGGACCCCUUGUGCGUCUCCCUGACCCUCGGGGCCCCGGCGGCCCCAAACCACCCCGCCCAAAGAGUGGCCAGAGGCUCCCGCCGAAAGCAGUACCUGGCCCCGCCCCCCAGGGAGGAGCCCGUGCUGCUCUUCCCCGACAGCACCUUCUUCGACUCGGGCCUGACCUCCGACCUCUCCGCCUCUCAGGACACGGGGCUGGACAGCCCGGGGAGGGCGUGCGCCUUCAAGACGCCAAUCAAAGGCAGCCGCCCCGCCUCCUCCACCCCCAGCAAGCCAAUCGGGAGCGAGAACGCUGCCGCCUCCUCCUCCUCCUCCCUGCCCUCGCCCUGGAGGACCAGCCCUCGGGUCACGGACGCCCGCGACGUGCUGGACUUCAGCCCCAUCCGAGGACCCCUGGGGCCCAGCCUGACCCCGCAGAACCAAAACCGCACCCCCCCCUUCGGCUUCGGCUUCGACUCCACCCCCUUCAGGGAGCCGCCCCUUUUCAGCUCCCCCCGCGAACUCCUCACCUCGUCCGUGCGGCGGUCCCCCCCGCCAGCUGGGGGCACUGUCCCGGCCAACUGCUCCCUGACCGAGGGCCUGGUCCUGGACACCAUGAACGACAGCCUGAGCAAGAUCCUGGUGGACAUCAGCUUCUCGGGCCUGGAGGACGAGGAGCUGGACGUCUGCAACCUCAGCUGGUCACACCUCAUCCCAUAGCUCAAGUGACCCCGCCCCGCCCCGCCCCGCCCGCGCCGGGCCGGGCUCCUCACCAAGCUGCUGACUCCUGCGCUCGUUUCGCGCUAGUUCAUGUGACGUGCGCGUCUCUGUUGUGCUGUUUCUGCAUGCGCACGUGCGCGAUUCGUCUGCACUUUCCGUCCUGUCGUUUUCUACCUUUACCCUUUUGUGACUGACCACCUCUUCUCUUCACUUGCUGUUUAUGUCUAUUGUGUGUGCAUGUGCGUGCGCAUGUGUGUGAGUGUGCGUGUGUGCAUGCAUGUGUGUGUGCGCGUGUGGUGUGUGGGCAUGUGUGUGUGUGUGCGUGUGUGUGGUGUGCGUGCGUGUGCACAUGUGUGGUGUGAGUGUGUGCGAGUUCACACCAGGUGGCAUGUUUUGUGUUGUGGAGGGCCAACUGCACGGCUGUUGACCCGAAGGAAGUAGGAACAAGCUCAGAUAAGCUAGUCUUUUCUUUUGCAGUGAUUUCAGAAGAUAACUAUAUUUUAAUUUGCACAUUCUAUAUAUUUGCAUUAUUGUUUCAGAUAUAAAUUGAGGAAAAAACUGUAUUUUCUUAGUAAGACACUAGCGUAUUAAGGAUUUGAAUCUGCCACCUUUGUUAAAAGUUAUACGUCUGCUGUUUAUGCGAUCUGGAGACUUAUAGCACAAUGUAAUCUUAUAACACCAGAACGAAGGGAUCAAUAAAGCAAGUUUCACCUUUUA